AUGACCUCCGGCACACAGUGGAUGGUGGACCUGACUCAGAACCAGACAGAGAUAUCUCAGCACGUUAGAAUCAUUUUCAGCGCAAUGACUGAUGCAGGAGAGUCCAAUAAGCAGUUAGCAGCCUCAUCUAUGUCCCUCAUUAUUGCUGAUUCAUCCGUGCACCACAGGCAGAAGACAGUGGUGACAGACAUGUGCUACCCGACAGAGAUAUCCAGCCUGAUGGACUUUGGCACUCAAGACUGUUCGCUAGGAAAAGAAGUCAGACCACAAUUUACAGUGGAGUCGAGCGGAGCCCGUGGUGAGGGGGACAUGAGGUCCGACAAGGAGGAGGGGAAGGCCGCACAGAGCUGCCUGCUGUGUUUCCAUAGUCCCGCUCUGACAGAGACCGAUGGACCGUCCCCUCGACUCUUAUCGGAGGUGCUGCAGCUCCACAUGUUGCUGCGUGAGGAGGUGGUCCAGCUCCAAGAGGAGGUCCACCUGUUGAGGCAAAUGAAGGACAUGUUGAGUAAAGACCUGGAGGAAACCCAAGGAGGCUGCUCCGCCAAUCUGCUCUCUGCCACUGAGCUCCGUGUGCAGCUGGGUGACAAAGAGCAGGAGCUGGACCGGGCCAAGGAGGCCUUACAAGCCAUGAAAGCUGACCGUAAGCGGCUAAAAGUGGAGAAAGGUGACUUGGUGAGUCAGAUGCAGCAGCUGUACACAACACUGGACAACAGAGAAGAACAGCUGCGAGAAUUCAUACGCAACUAUGACCAGCACAGAAAGGAGAGUGAGGAUGCAGUGAAAGUCUUGGCGAAGGAGAAGGACAUGCUGGAGAGGGAGAAAUGGGACCUGAAGAGGCAGACCAAAGAAGCUACGGAGCAGUCCAACAUCCUGCGCUCUCAGAUGGACAUGAAGGAGAACAGGAUUAAAGAACUGGAGGCUGAGCUCACCAUGGCAAAGCAGUCUCUGUCCACUCUGACAAAGGAUGUACCGAAACGCCACUCGCUGGCCAUGCCCACAGAGCCUAUAGUGAACGGCAGUCAGGAGUGGGUGAUGCAAACUGACCUGCCACUGACUGCCGCCAUCCGCCAGAGCCAGCAGACCCUCUACCACGCACACGCCACCGACAGACAGGCGGUGGUCAGGAUCAGUCCCUGCCACUCUCGGCAGCCCUCUGUGAUCUCUGACGCCUCAGCAGCUGAUGGGGACCGCUCAUCCACACCCAGCGAUAUCAACUCGCCUCGUCAUCGGACGCAUUCCCUCUGCAAUUCUAUGGAGGACCUGGAGGACCAGAAGCGUAAGAAGAAGAAGGAGAAGAUGACUCUGGGAUCCCUAUCACGGGUGUUCACUCGGAACAAGCAGCGCAAGUCACUGGACCCUGGCUUGUUUGAUGACUCUGACAGCCUCACACAGCACAGCCUGUCUGAUGGAGAGGAGCAGCUGGACCGCCUCCAGCAGGCGGAGCUGACUCGGACCACUUGCAUGUCAAUGUGGAGGGCUGGAGCCGUGCAGGCCUGGAUGGAGGUUGUCAUGGGAAUGCCUAUGUACCUCCGCGCCUGCUCAGAAAACAUCAAAAGUGGGAAGGUGCUGCUGGGCCUGACAGAUGAGGAUUUAGAGCUGGGUCUGGGCAUCAGUAACCCAAUUCACCGCAGAAAAGUCAGAUUGGCCAUUGAAGAUUACAGGAGAGCUGAAGGGGAACAGGGACUGUCAAAAGCCUCUGAGAUGGACCAUCACUGGGUUUCAGCGUCGUGGCUGAGUGACGUGGGGCUGCCUCAAUACUCCCAAACCUUCCAGAGUCACUUAGUGGACGGACGUGUGCUGAACUCUCUCAGCCGCAGGGACCUGGAGAGAUUCUUUAACGUCAGUGACCAGUUCCACCAGACCAGUUUGCUUCUGGCUAUUCAGCUCCUGCAGAUGCUUAGCUUUGACAAAGAGGCCCUGCAGACACGGCGGACAAAAUGUGAGCACCAAAACCAGGACCCGAUUGUUUGGACAAGUCACAGAGUGAUGAAGUGGAUCAGAGACAUAGACCUCAAGGAGUUUGCAGACAAUCUUCAGGGUAAAGGCAUUCAUGGGGCAGUGAUUGCUUUGGAUCAGUCCUUUGACACAGAUGCCAUGGCCAAAGCACUGGGAAUCCCCAGCAACAAACACAUGCUGCACAGGCAUCUCUACGAAGAGAUGAAGCUACUUGCUGUUCCUGCCAGUCAUGCAGAGCGGGAGGCAGAGAUUAUUACUUCUUCUCCUGUGGCUGUUAAGCGCUUUACUGAUGAGAGGGUCUCAAUCAGAAGAUCAGGAAAGAGUCCACUGAGGCUGCGUGCAAACAGCCACUCUGUGGAACGCGGGCUGGGCUUCCACGGCAGCUGUGGCUCUCUGCCCAGAGAGGCCCGGGUCCACGCUGUUCCCCGCGUCAAAGGCAGCCCCAUGCACACUUACAAGAGCGUUGAAAUCACCAAUGUGUGA
Menidia menidia (Atlantic silverside) is the source of this 2439-nucleotide messenger RNA. Lineage: Eukaryota; Metazoa; Chordata; Actinopteri; Atheriniformes; Atherinopsidae. The record is from the annotation of a GenBank genome assembly.